Mytilus trossulus (common blue mussel) is the source of this 1729-nucleotide messenger RNA. RefSeq lists its product as uncharacterized. Gene Ontology annotation, cellular component: cell-cell junction; plasma membrane. The record is from RefSeq and is a predicted model, not a curated record. NCBI's taxonomy places the organism in Eukaryota, Metazoa, Mollusca, Bivalvia, Mytilida, Mytilidae. The transcript is spliced from 7 exons. Gene Ontology annotation, molecular function: cell adhesion molecule binding. Gene Ontology annotation, biological process: cell-cell adhesion. Bases 50 to 1588 code for a protein of 512 amino acids.
GCUGCAGAAAUGUCGUCGAUAUAAAAUAAAACUUCGAUGUCUAUACAGUAUGCAUGGAUGGUCCCCUAAAGUAGAACAUACAUUUUGGGCAACAGAGAACCUAGUUUAUUCUGACCUGAAUAAAAACAUGAACAUAACUUGGACCUCUCCAACAGAUCGACCAAGUGUUGAUGUAUAUUUUGAUAGUCUAGUAGACACACUGAAAAAAAUAUUUGCGAAUGAAAAUCCAAUUGAUAAUCCCCAGAAAUACAGGAAUCUGAAUAAAAAUGGCUUGAAUAUUCAGUUCACCUUACAAGACGCUUUAAUUUCUGACGUUGGGUUGUACAAGUCCGCACCAGCUUCCGACAUCACAGUUAUUGAUGAAUGUGCCUUAUUAGUGAUUACAGAGAACCCCAAGACUCCAUAUAUGACAUAUGAUAAACAACCUUUUGUUGGAAGUACAAGUGUAUUCAGGUGCUCAUCUGCAGUUAAACGACAUCCUAUGUAUCUUCCAAGCCAUUUGCGAUACACCUGGUCUGCAGUCGGUAUUAAACAGGACAAUACAUUAAGCAUAAAUCCAAUUACAAAGUCUGAUAAAGGCAAAGCUGUAUCAUGUACUGUAACUGACGAAAGGGGGAAAGUUUCUGCCUCCAGCAAUACAGUCAGUUUAGAUCCCUACUAUGGUCCUGAAUCUAUAAGACUUUCAACAGACUCCGAAUCAGUGAAUGUUACAGUAGGAAGUCGCUUUAUUGUAACUUGCUUCGCAAUAUGUCAUCCCAAAUGUUAUUUUGCUUGGACACGUCUUUCUGACGGGGUUAUCUUAGACAUUACAAAUAAUCAAACAUACACAAUCACCGCUGUAUCUCAAAAUGAUGCUGGUAUUUAUUCAUGCGCGGUUACACAUCAAAAUGAUACCGCAAGAAUAGGAAGUAUUGAAGUUACAAUAAUUGUUCAUGAAAAAGUGAUUGAAGUAUCAACAGAAGAAGCUGAAAUCUUAAGAACAGAAACAACGUCGGUAGAUUUUACAAGCCAUUCAAGCUCAGAAAAUGUGACACAAAUCCCGGAUGAAGAUUCCAAUGAAAAAAACCGACAAACUGAACACGGUGUCAUCUCAAAAGAGAUUAUCAUUUAUCCAAUUGUUGGUGUUGUUGUAAUUAUUGGUAUCGUAGUUCUGAUACUGGUAUUCUUGCGUCGACAUCGCAACUCUUCCCAAAGAACUGAAAAACCGUUUGAAGAACCUGACAAGCGAAUAUCAACAGUAUCAGCCAUAUAUGAUACAAUUGAAGAACAAAGGGAGCUUACUACAAAUAUGUAUAAUCCAAAUUCAGAAUAUCUGGAUCCAUUUCAUGAAUUAGCUUCUUCUAGGACAGAUCCAAAAUAUGUUUUCAGUGAUCUUUUGCACAGACACGGAGAUGCGAGUAUAUCAGAAUCAAACGUACCAUCAAAUGAUAAAACAGAUAUCGAGACAGUUCCCAAGUCUCUAAAUGAUCCAAAUAGUUUUCAAUCAAUUUCGAAUCCAAUCAGAUAUGGAGAUGUCGAUAAUUAUUGGUCAAACGAAAACAGUGACAACAGUGACUACCUGAGACCCGUAAACUUCAACAACCGAUAAGUCAGCUUUUGAUUUAAGAAAGAAAGUGACUCAAAGUGUGUAUACACGGUAAUGUUUGCAAAUCAAUUCGUUUAGAAUGUAAAUACGGAAAAGAUAAUUCGUUUGACCUUAAUACAUUAUGAAUGUUCUAUCUGUAUCAGU